Messenger RNA from Cuculus canorus (common cuckoo), 5685 nucleotides. It is a transcript of the gene EGFLAM, whose product is annotated as EGF like, fibronectin type III and laminin G domains. The transcript has 24 exons. The record is from RefSeq and is a predicted model, not a curated record. Lineage: Eukaryota; Metazoa; Chordata; Aves; Cuculiformes; Cuculidae. Gene Ontology annotation, molecular function: calcium ion binding; protein binding. Bases 179 to 3280 code for a protein of 1033 amino acids.
UCAAAGGGCCGGACCCAGCCUCCUCCCCCGCUCCUUUCCUUCCCUUCCCCUCCCGGCGCGGUGCGAGCUCCGCCGCUGCCGGCCCGGUCCCGCCCGGCCGCCGCCCCGAGGGGACGCGCGGGGCGCCCCGAGCGCUCCCAGCCCGCCGCCCGCCUCCCGCCUCGGGAACGCGGCACGCAUGGAGGUGCCGGGCGGCCGCCGCUUCGUGUCCCUGCUGCUCCUGGCUUCGUGCCUGGGCUGCGCCGCGGUGCCGCGGAGGAGCGUCGCCCGCCGGCAAGAUAGGCUGGGGCCUCCUCUUGAUAUACUGCUGGAUUCACUGAACUGCACAGCAUUCAGCGUGCAAUGGAGGAUGCCAAAGCAGCAUGCAAGCACCAUCACAGGAUAUACGGUCUUUUACUCAGAAGUUGAAAAUGACAAAACAGUUAAACAGCUCUCACAUGAUGUUCCCUUGAGUUUGGAUAUGCUUAGCAUGGGUCAACUUGAAGGACAAGCAAUUUUUGAAAUUGUUAUCGGUGAUCUGAAGCCAGGCACUCUACACCGUGUUAGCGUUGGCGCGUAUGGCUGGGCAGGGAAAGGACGACCCAGCAUGCCCAGAAACGUGACAACCUUAUCCCAAGAUAAGUGCAUACCCCCUGCACCACCCUAUCAGCCCCAGAUCGUGGUAGUUUCUGAUUCAGAAGUUGCGUUAUCCUGGAAGCCUGGAGUGAGUGAAGGAAGUUCACCCAUCCAAUACUACAUGGUGGAGUUUAUCAGGCCAGACCUUGACAGCAAUUGGACAGUCAUAAGAGAGAAGAUCCAAAUGGAAUCCAUGGUUCUCAAGGGACUUCUCCCAAAUACCAAGUAUCAGUUUGCCGUCAGAGCAGCAAACUCCUAUGGAUCCAGCCCUGCCAGUGCACCAAGUGACAUCAUCCGAACAUUCAGGCCUGAGGAGUUAGGAAGUGGAAGCUAUGGGCAUCGUUAUAUCACAGACACAGUGACUGGUGAUGAUGAUGGAUUUGAUAUUGAUGACUCAGACUACGACAUUUACAUAGAAGAGCUUAGACCACUUCCUGCUAUCAAAGGAGGCAACAGAAAAUUUCUGGUUGAAACUAAGAUCACACCAGGUUCUAGUUCCAGGCUCCUGUCACGGGUCCUUACAACCACUUCUGAACCUACUAUUUCGACUCCCGCCACCACACUGCCUUCAACCACAGCCAGGAUGACUAUAGCUCAGGCAGCGAGGAGGGGUGGCAUGUCUUCUACAACACGCCUCUUUGAUCUCUCCUGUGAUGAGGCCAUCUGUUCUGCAGACAGCUUUUGUGUCAAUGACUAUGACCGAGGAGGCUCGCGCUGCCACUGCAACUUGGGAAAAGGAGGAGAGACGUGUGCGGAAGAUAUUAUUAUCCAGUAUCCUCAGUUCUCUGGCUACUCAUACAUUACCUUUGAACCACUGAAAAAUUCCUAUCAGACAUUUCAAAUCACCCUUGAAUUCAGGGCUGAAUCAGAAGAUGGUUUGCUGCUAUACUGUGGAGAAAAUGAACAUGGUCGUGGUGAUUUUAUGUCACUAGCAAUCAUCCGACGUAGCAUCCAGUUCAGGUUCAACUGUGGCACGGGAGUUGGAGUCAUAACAAGUGAAAACAAAAUCAAGCUGGGGAACUGGCACAGUGUCACGUUAUUCAGAGAUGGGAUGAAUGGCUGGCUCAGGAUGGACAGUGAUGCUCCAGUGACAGGAAAAUCUCAGGGCCAAUAUAGUAAAAUUACAUUCCGGACUCCCUUCUACGUUGGCGGUGCCCCCAGCGUGUACUGGCUGGUCAGAGCCACAGGCACCAACCGUGGGUUUAAGGGCUGCGUUCAAUCCCUCAGUAUUAAUGGAAGGAUAAUUGAUAUGAGACCUUGGCCAUUAGGGAAAGCUCUCAGUGGUGCUGAUGUCGGUGAGUGUAGCAGUGGCAUCUGUGAUGAGGCUGCCUGCAUCAACAGCGGUACCUGUACUGCGAGCAAAGCAGAUUCAUACAUUUGCCUUUGCCCUCUUGGAUUUAAAGGUCAUCACUGCGAAGAAGCACUCACCUUGGCCAUACCUCAGUUCAACGAGUCCUUACAUUCAUUUGCUAGUACACCCUGGCCCUUGGAACCGCAGAAUUAUCUUUCCUUCAUGGAGUUUGAGAUGACAUUUCGUCCAGAUUUAGAGACUGGUGUCCUUUUGUACAGCUAUGACACAGAGAGCAAGGACUUCCUCUCUAUUAACAUGCUGGCUGGUUACGUGGAAUUCAGGUUCGACUGCGGCUCAGGAACAGCUGUUAUCAGGAGUGAAGAACCUGUCAGUCUGGGUCAAUGGCAUGAGUUACGAGUGUCUCGCACAGCGAAGAAUGGUAUCCUACAAGUGGACAAACAAAAGCCAGUGGAAGGGAUGGCAGAGGGGGCUUUCACACAGAUUAAGUGCAGCUCUGACAUAUUUAUUGGUGGAGUCCCUAAUUAUGAUGAUGUGAAGAAGAACUCUGGGAUCCUCAGACCUUUCAGUGGGAGCAUCCAGAAGAUUAUCUUGAAUGACCGGACAAUCGAUGUGAAACAGGAUUUCACUUUUGGAGUCAACCUGAUGAAUGCUGCGCAUCCCUGCGUCAGCUCACCAUGUGCAAAUGGAGGCACCUGUGUUCCCAAGAAGGAUAGCUAUGAAUGUGACUGUCCCCUGGGCUUCGAUGGGCAACAUUGCCAAAAAGAGUGUGGAAGUUACUGCCUGAACACCAUUACAGAAGCAAUUGAAAUCCCACAAUUUAUUGGUCGCAGUUACCUCACAUAUGAUAAUCCAGAUAUCCUGAAAAGGGUGUCGGGAUCAAGAACAAACGUGUUCAUGAGGUUCAAAACCACAAUGAAGGAAGGUCUUUUGAUGUGGAGGGGAGACAGCCCCAUGCGACCUAACAGUGAUUUCAUUUCUCUAGGCCUUCAAGAAGGAGCACUAAUAUUCAGCUACAAUUUGGGCAGCGGCAUUGCUUCCAUCACAGUGAAUGGCUCUUUCAGCGACGGACGGUGGCAUAGAGUCAAGGCUGUUCGGGAUGGACAGUCUGGCAAAGUAACUGUGGACGAUUAUGGUGCCAGGACCGGUAAAUCCCCUGGAAAGAUGAGGCAGUUAAACAUCAAUGGAGAUCUCUAUGUAGGUGGCAUGAAGGAAAUAGCCCUGCACACAAACAGGCAGUACAUGCGUGGCCUGGUGGGCUGCAUCUCUCACCUCACACUUUCAACUGAUUACCACAUCUCGCUGGUUGAGGAUGCAGCUGAUGGGAAGAACAUCAACACGUGUGGGACCAAGUGACAGGAGAGGAAUCCCGGUGCCGAAGACCUAUCUUGUGCUUGUGUGUGUGGCUGAGCGCAACCUGGCUUCCACAGCCCUCUGUCGCAAGCCCACGUUUGCCAUCUGGGAAGGUGAUAGAGCCAAAGGGGAACCUGAAGAAAAGAGAACAUUUUUCCCUCUCCUUUCCUGUGCUGACCAAACCAAACUGAGUAUCUUGUGUAGGAACCGUCCCCUCUACCUAUUAAGUGUUUAGUGAACUUUAAAGGUUGUGCAUCAGUGCAAACAGCAAAGAAAUGUGUGAUGUUACAAGUAGCUCAAAGAUUGUGUUGUGGUCCUUAGGUUAUCUUUUGUAAUAUCAGAGAAAGCAGUUUUGAAACACUGGCAUUCAUCCCACCCUGCAGUGGUACAAUGACUGUGCUAUUCAACAAAUACAUCAUCAGACAGUGUAUCUAUGCAUUGAAGUGUAAGUCCUGGAACAAGCAGCUCCUACCACUCUCUGAUUUAGCUAAAUUAUGUUUUAUCCUGUGUAAAUAACAGAUACAAUGACUGGUUUCAAAAUAUUGUUGUUUGUUGAGGAGGAAAGUUCUUAAAUUCUAAUUUUUUAUUACAAGCAACAAAUUCAAUGAACCAUUUUUGUAGAAGUAAUUUUAUACUUGUAUAUUUUUUAUAGCAGCAGCAGACCUGCUUACAUGGUAUAACUUUUAACAUUUAUGUGUACUAUACAGUUAGCUCUUUGCACACUUCCCUAAAAUAGCAAAGUGACCUGUGUUCUACAUGUAUUAUACGGGAGGCUCAACUUCUGUGUUAUACAGUUUUGAUGGGGAUAUUUGUGAGUUAUGACUAGUUUUAAAUCUGACCGUUUUUGUUUUGUAAAUUUUGACAGUUUAAAAUUGUACAUUAUGCAGCUUUCCUGGCUUAAACAGAAUAAAAGUUUAGGAAUAAAAAAAAAAAAAAAAAAAGGCGUAAAUGCUCGCUACUGUGGUAUUAUAAAUCACUAUUUUAUUUUGCUGAAAAAUAAGAAAAGAGAUGUGAGAGAAACAUUGGUAGGUCACGGUCCUCUUAAAAUAAAAUGUUUUCUAGGCACUGGACCAACACUUAAGCAACCUUGAUUGCCAAACUGUAAUUUAAGCAGGCGAACAGGGUGCAGUCGAGACAGUAAGGAAGUGGUCCAGAAUGUCAAAGUUAGGAAAUUUUUCUUCUUUAGCUGUUUGAUUGAAGAGGAUCAGUGAGCUAUCAGAGACGACAAGAGAGACCCACCAUGCAGUGCUGUGCCCCGUGGCUCACCGCGUGCUGGCAGCGGGAAAGGAACAAACCCACACAGGAAUGCAGGCAUGUCUAAAUGCCGAUAAGCUAAAAGGACCCGAUGUGGCAAAAUUAAUGGAGAUCGGGAAGUUUCUGCUGCCUUUUUACUGUCCCCAGGGUGCUCCUGGCUCUGUGGGAGUUAAAAGGUGUUCCUGAGGCUCAUUUCACCCGCAGCUGCAGGCUUGAAUGGAACAAAUAAUAGCUGGUACAAGGUAACGGUGUAUGCAAAAUAACUGCCAAGGAGGCUCUACCCCAUCUUCUGCGUGCAGAAGGGGGUACCUUGAUCACUUAGGUGAAACAUCUUGUGAUCAUUGUAGACAUGGCAACAGGGGUCAAAAACAGACACCGAGACUAGUUAGAAAUAGAAAGGAACAGAAAAAUACACAGUGGUGUCGGCAUGUAACAUGUGAACCUGUGCACUCUGUUCAUAUCACGCUGCAGAAAAACUGUCUGUAGAAGAUAUGGGCAUCUUGCAGAGGAACUGGAGAGAUGCAUGGCCUGUCUUCCAAGAGAAGUGCAGGUUUAUUUGGCGUGGGGACCCCCAUGUGGGGAACGAAAACCUGUGCUCAGGAAAAAAAGCAGGAUAAAGUUUAUGAUCAAAAUGCACCUUUAAAAUGAAAAUAAUUGGAAUUUGAUGCCAUGGCAUGUAAAGGGGAAAUGUGCAGAUCUUGAAAAGGGGUAAAAACUAAAACCUCUGGAGGCUGAAGAUCUUGCUGGUUGCUUGCUGCAGCAGCCCCACUUGGCUCCUGGAGAGGAAAAAGUCAUGUUUUAUGUGCUUGUGAGGGAGAUUCCCAGACGGUAGUGACCCGUCCUGACCAAGCACAGGGUAGGGAGACCUGGCCUGCUGUGUGCUGAGUCCUGGGGUCCUGCUCUGCCACCAGUGAUGGGGGACAACACUGGUACAGAAAUAGCAUCACCCUCUGCUCUGUCACAUGUGCAGUGCUGUUCCCAUUUUUUCUUUGCUGUCACAGAGUCUGGAGAGUGGCUCCAAGACAAACAUCUGCCGGGAGAAGUCUCUGUUUGAGGAAAAUUUGCUGCAGAAUAACAGGUGUUUUGGUACAGGGUGAUACUUCUUCAGAACAAAAGCUGCUCUUUGAAAUGCAGGGUAGGGGGGGAGCGGGUAG